CUCGUCCAAGGAGUCCUACCGAAUGUCUAUACAUCGAACCACCGAAAAGUUUGGACCCGCAGUGCUCACGCACUAGAGGAAGGUGUCGAUCCCAGUAGAUGCAACUACUGAUGUCCGGAGCAUAGAUAACCUAUCUUCGUGAUCUGACAUACUAUUAUAAAAGUCAACUACCAACAGUGGAAGUAAAAUAUCCCCGAGUGUAAAAUGUUAUGGAAUUAGUGAGAGAGAAGCCUGAUAUUUCUGUGAUCAUUCCAGUCCACAAUGGAGAAGUGUGGAUUGAGGAAUGCUUUAAGUCAAUACAGACACAGACAGCUGUCAGACACAUCAAGUUGGAAGUCUCUGUGUAUGAUGAUGCCAGCACUGAUCGAACAUGGCAAAUGCUGCAAGACUGGGGAUACAAAUUUAAUUCUGCCGGUAUCAAGUUCACAGUAUCCAGAAAUGAGUCCCUGAGGCCUAGAGGAGUGGGUUAUGCAAAGAACCGUUCAGUCAAACAGAGUACUGGACACUUCCUCUGCUUCCAGGAUGUGGAUGAUAUAAUGUUACCAGACCGAAUCCUCCAUCAAUAUGAAGUCGCAAAGAAAAACACAGAUGCGAUUGUAGGAUGUGGAUUCUGUCGCUUGCCUGCUGACUCCACAGCACGUUUCACACGAUGGGCCAACUCACUGGAUAACCAGCAGCUUUACCACCAGCUCUAUACAUCUCAUGGACCAACACUUGUGAUGCCAACAUGGUUUUGUGGAAGGGAUGUGUUUGACAGGGUUGGAGGUUUCUCAGAGGAAGGUAAAGGUACUCCAGAAGACCUGAUAUUCUUCUAUGGACACUUAGAUAAAGGAGGAAAACUUUGUAAAGUUCCAGAAUGCCUGCUCGUGUAUCGCUACCACCAGGAUGCUACAACAUUCUCAAUUCAUGAAAGCACAAUCUGGUCAAUACGCCUGGCGAGGUUGCAGGAACGAGUCCUAAACACCUGGCCAAAAUUCAGCAUUUGGAAUGCUGGCAAACAGGGACGAAGACUGUACCGGUCACUUCAUCCCAAGUACCAAGACAGAGUUGUGGCAUUCUGUGACGUUGAUGUUAAAAAAGUAGGGAAAAUGUACUCGCCUCCUAACCAAUCUCGCCACAUUCCAAUAAUUCACUUCACACAGGUCAAACCACCUGUAGUCAUCUGUGUGAAACUGGACCUGACAGGAGGGAGUUUUGAGGAAAAUCUAAAGUCAUUAAAACUGCAAGAAGGAACUGAUUAUAUUCACUUCAGCUGACUGUAAACCCUGUUCUGCUUCAAUAAAUUUUCCUAUUGCAUGUGA
Messenger RNA from Zootermopsis nevadensis, 1301 nucleotides. RefSeq names its product queuosine-tRNA galactosyltransferase. NCBI's taxonomy places the organism in Eukaryota, Metazoa, Arthropoda, Insecta, Blattodea, Termopsidae. The record is from RefSeq and is a predicted model, not a curated record.